AGUGCUUCAGUUUUCUGUUGCUAAAGACAGCCAUUAUGCCUGAGCCAAAAUCCGCUCCUGCUCCCAAGAAGGGCUCAAAGAAAACCGUUUCUAAGAGCCAGGUGAAAGGAGGAAAGAAACGCAGAAAGGCUAGAAAAGAAAGCUAUUCCAUCUACGUGUACAAGGUGCUGAAGCAAGUUCACCCUGAUACUGGUAUUUCUUCUAAGGCAAUGGGAAUUAUGAACUCGUUUGUGAACGAUAUAUUUGAGCGCAUUGCCGGUGAGGCUUCUCGUCUAGCGCACUACAACAAGCGCUCGACCAUUUCUUCCCGGGAGAUCCAAACUGCUGUGAGGCUCCUACUCCCGGGAGAGCUUGCAAAGCACGCUGUGUCCGAAGGUACCAAGGCCGUUACCAAAUACACCAGCUCCAAGUAAACAGAACUACUUGAUUGAAACCAACGGCUCUUUUCAGAGCC
Messenger RNA from Erpetoichthys calabaricus (reedfish), 454 nucleotides. Its product is annotated as histone H2B 5-like. The transcript has a single exon. NCBI's taxonomy places the organism in Eukaryota, Metazoa, Chordata, Cladistia, Polypteriformes, Polypteridae. The record is from RefSeq and is a predicted model, not a curated record. Gene Ontology annotation, molecular function: structural constituent of chromatin; DNA binding; protein heterodimerization activity. Bases 36 to 413 code for a protein of 125 amino acids. Gene Ontology annotation, cellular component: nucleosome.